This is a messenger RNA of Gracilinanus agilis (Agile Gracile Mouse Opossum), 1146 nucleotides long. RefSeq names its product prostaglandin E synthase 2 (gene PTGES2). Gene Ontology annotation, cellular component: mitochondrion. The transcript is spliced from 3 exons. Lineage: Eukaryota; Metazoa; Chordata; Mammalia; Didelphimorphia; Didelphidae. The record is from RefSeq and is a predicted model, not a curated record. Gene Ontology annotation, molecular function: prostaglandin-E synthase activity. The coding region runs from base 1 to 576 and encodes 191 amino acids.
AUGGCUGUGGCCGUGGCUGCCGUACGCGCGGGCUGGCGCUGUGCGAGGCCGGUGAGCUGGAGGCUGGGUUGUAGCUCCGGCCAGAGCCGGGCCAGGCUCUCCGGAGCUGCCGGGCAGUGGCCCGGGGCGACGCCUAAAGGGGCCCCGAGAUUGCUAGGGGUAGCGGCGCUGGCCCUCGGAAGCGCCUUGGGGAUCUGCCACACUGUGCGGGGUCGUCUGAAGUCCCAGGAGCAGCUGGCCGAGCAGGCGGCCCCCCAGGUGAGAGAGAGUUGGGACGGGGCUGAUCCCCAGGUGAGCGAGCGGGUGUGGGGUGGGACUGAGCCCCCCAGGCAUCACCUACAAGAUGAUGUUCGAGAAGACCUGUACCAGGCAGCAAACCAGUGGGUGGCAGCAGUUGGCAAAGACAGGCCCUUCAUGGGGGGAAAGGAGCCCAAUCUUGCUGACUUGGCAGUGUAUGGUGUGCUGCGUGUGAUGGAGGGACUGGAGGCCUUUGAGGACAUGAUGUGCCACACCCGAAUCGGGCCCUGGUACCUUCGGGUGGAGAAAGCGAUUGCCGAGGCCCAAGGAAACUACUGAUUGUCCCUUGUGCUUCUCUCCCACAGGGGGCCUGAGGAUAAGGGACCUGUGAAUUCUAGAGCCAUAGGACUGGCCAUAAGCAGGAAGGUGCUGCGAGGCCUACUGGUCCACUCUGGCUCUCCCUCAUCUAGCUCCCUGAAAUCUAUUGCUGAGCCAGCCUAUUUUUGAUCCUGGGUGAGCUGUUAGAGCCCCAGAGUAGGGAGCUGAGGAAUGAGCAGAGUCCUUUUUACGACUGCCCCUGAUCCCAGGAAGGUUGAGUUCUCCACCCAGAGCUCUUGGACUGUCACUAUUUAUUUCUGGUCUUCCUUAAGGGCUUCACAGACCUUUGCCAGCCUGCCCUGGUGGCUUUCUCUGGACUCUGAAUGUCUAGGUGAAGGGCCUUGAAACACUGAGGGAGGGGCAUAGGAUAGUCCUAGUAUAUUUUCUGAGAAAUUGCAGGGUCCCUGCACUGGGGGGGCCAAAUGGUUCCUUAUGGCCCGCGUGUCCUUGCUUUCAAUUGCAGGGGUCUUGGAGGAAGGCCUCUUCAGCUGUGAGUCAUGUUUGCAAUAAAGAAAUGGUUUGCUGCUUCAA